CUUGAGGAAACUGCCUUUAACCAGCUUUGGUCUCUUCCUCUCUCCUCCUUCGUUCCUCAUCCCCUUCCGCAUCACCACUCGUCAUGCCAGGCGUCCUUCUCUGGCGCGUUGCCAGGCAUCUUGCCGCUACUGCCGUCACCACGUCGUCCACCGUACGGCGAGCCUCCGAGACUGACAGCAAUGACAUUCUCUCCUUGCUCGCCCAGCUCCCCUUGCCAGACAACUUCUGGCUGUGGGCUGUGUUGUUGAUCCUCAAUCUUCUCUAUAUUGUGCCCCUGUGCAUCUACCUGUCUUACGCAGUCAACAAUCUGUGGCCGCUGCUUUGUAUCGUCGAGUCCAGUGCCCCUUCAGCAUACGAGCGCAUUGCCCUAGCGGAUAUCGAGGAGGAGGAUGGCCAUGCAAAGGACAGCCCCGCCCUGGAGGCUGGCCACGAUCACGACGACGACAGCAACGACGACAGCAAUGGCAGCCACCCGUUACACGUCACAGACUCCGUCCGCGCCCUGAAUAGGAGGCUCUACUCCAUCGCCGGGUGGUUCUCUCUUCUCCGUGGCUUGCGACCGCACAUGCUCUUCAACUUCGCUUGCCUUGUCAUCUCGAGCCUGCUGGCUUGCAUCCCCUUCAUGCCAAGCGUGCUCGCGGUCGCUCUUGCGCCCCUCUUGACCGUUCAGCUUUAUACCACAUGGGUGCACAUCGCCAUCUCGGCGCCUCGUCACGACUCUCUCUUCCAACGCUUGCCACCAUUCAAGCAAUGUUUUCGGAUAACAGCACUGCCAACCCUCGUCCUUUGGUUGGCAGUCGCCUUCUCGCAGCAAGCGCCGUGGCUGGUAUUAUCCGCCCUAGAUCCAGGAAUGGCAGACCUGACGGGCACGGACGUGACUGAGCUCCAAGUUUGGAGUGGCAGUGCUCAAAGCUUUCUGGUUCUUGCUGCUGUAGCCUUGGCCUACUUCUUGCCAUCUAUCUUGCUCGUCGUUCCAGCGCAUAUGGUUCUCACACGCGUGCAAGCGUCGAUGCUGCCACCGAAUGAUGUUCCCAUUGUGAAUAUGGAUGAGCAGCUCCGACCGCACCAUGAAAACAACAAGGAAGCCAAAAGCGGUCUUUGGCAAGGAGUAUCAAUGCUUGAAGCAUGGCAGUCAUUCCCAUAUUCGAGCUGGAUACGACUCGUCAAGAUGUACGGCAAGAUGCUCCUCGUCACGGUCGUUGCAGAGUUGUUCAUGGCUGCAGCCUUAAUUGUACAGUUCAUGCUUCUCUUACCUGGAAGUGGCUUAGAACUUGGUCCGCCGAGUUUGGCCUCUCCUUCUACGACAAGGUCUUGAGUUCGCAACGGCUACGCGCGCUCGUCGUCUAUUUUGCAUCUAGAUAGUUAGCCUGAAAUUGAACAAUUGUAAUUCAUUAACUUAUGG
Microdochium trichocladiopsis is the source of this 1403-nucleotide messenger RNA. RefSeq lists its product as uncharacterized. The transcript has 2 exons. The coding region runs from base 84 to 1316 and encodes 410 amino acids. The record is from RefSeq and is a predicted model, not a curated record. Lineage: Eukaryota; Fungi; Ascomycota; Sordariomycetes; Xylariales; Microdochiaceae.